UUUUCGGUGCUGAAAAGAGGAACAGAAUAAAUUGUGAAAAAUCCAAGGAAAACGCAAAUACUGCGGAGUGAAGUGAUUCAAAAGUACGUAGUAAACACCGUCAUGUACCGUCCAAAUUUUUACGAAAGCACGUGUCUGCGAUGUGCUCAGACGGUUUACCAGGUGGACAGAGUCGGUCCGUUGAAGGAUUUCACAUUUUUUCAUGCCGGUUGUUUCAAGUGCGCGGUAUGCGGUACAAAACUGACGUUAAAAACUUACUACAACAAUCAGCACACCAUAAACGACAAGGAAGUUUACUGCAGCAGUCACGUCCCAAAACCUGGGCCAGGCACCCUCGAUGGAUCCAGCGUCGGCAUCAGAAGCGCCCUUAACGUACCACGCAGUGGAUACGUCAACGAACAAAUACGCGCAGGCGGACCAUCUCCUCGAGGCGUUUAUCCCCCCGGAUACGACCACGUCGUGGAUUCGCCGUCGAAUCAUCAUUUGCACAACCAUCAUUAUAACCAGGGUAGACAUUUGAACGGUCACGGUUCACCGACGCCGAUAAAUUCCAGCUCGCACAGAUCCGCGGUAGACUCGCAUUACCACAAUAAUUCUGGAAUCGCCGGUGCUGGGACUGGUGGCAAUCACUCGCCCUAUAAUCACAAUAAUAAUUACGGCGGUGACGGCUAUCAGUAUGGAAGGUUUGACGCGAGCGCGUUACACAUCGCUCACGCCCUCAAACAGACCGAACUUCAAAAAGGGUACAGCAAGGCGAGGGAGAAACCGAUCGACUACUAUCUGGACCGAGAUGAGCAGACUCGUCUUGAGAUGAAGCAUCGCAAAGAGGAGGACGAUCUUUACCGUAAAUUCGCCCACCAUCGCGAAGAAGAGGAUCGGCGUAUCCGGGAAGAAUUUCGCGAUGAGUGGGAAAAGGAGUUGGAAAGACUUUCCGCAAGAUGGGAACGCGACAGAAGCGGUGGUGGCGGUGGCAUCGGUGGAGGUGGAGGAGGCGGUGGAGGUGGAGGUAGGGGUCGGAACCACCUUUUUCAGCAGGAAAAAGAAGAUCUUGAGAAGAAUAUGACCCUGAGGAGGGACAAGAAAAAGGAGAGCCUCACGCGCAAAAUGCUGGAGCAUGAAAGAGCGGCGACGGCGGCUCUGGUUGAAAAACAGAGCUCAGAGAUGCUCGAGCUGAUAAACGAGGCACGCAGCGAAUACAUGCUUCAGGAGAGCCUCUAUCUAGACGAGGGCGACGGUUAUGCCCAGGAGGCACCGCCGCCUCCUUAUCCGUCGCGUGCACCGCCUCCGCAGCCCCCGACCUUGGCCAAGUAUCACAUAUACAAUGAUCCCCUCGAAUUUGCGGACAUGGACCAAAUCGCGAUAUCGGUCGCCCAGGAGGAUCAAAAAACAUUUACAGACCUUGUCAGGCAGCUGGUGAGCCGGUGCGGUUCGGACAUUGAAAAAGCGCGGACAAUAUUCAGGUGGAUAACGGUGAAAAAUUUGAACACGAUGCAGUUCGAUGAAAACCUGAGAGGCGACACGCCGAUGGGCUUACUGAGGGGCAUCAAACAUGGAACUGAAAGCUAUCACGUCUUGUUCAAACGAUUGUGCAGCUACGCUGGACUUCACUGCGUCGUGAUAAAGGGGUACAGUAAGUCUGCCGGUUAUCAGCCGGGCGUUCGAUUCGAGGACAACCGAUUCAGAAACAGUUGGAACGCCGUUUACGUGGCGGGAGCCUGGAGAUUCGUGCAGUGCAACUGGGGAGCCCGACACCUCGUCAAUGCUAAGGAAGUUCCUCGCCCUGGACAGACCAAAGCCAAGAGCGACAGUCUCAGGUACGAAUACGACGAUCACUACUUCCUCACUGACCCGCGGGAAUUCAUUUAUGAAUUUUUCCCACUGCAAGAGGAUUGGCAGCUUUUGAAGCAGCCAAUUUCCCUGAAAGAUUUCGAGGAGCUGCCGUUCGUCAGAUCGCUGUUCUUCAGGUACGGACUAUACUUUCCGGACACGAAUACGAAGGCGGUGAUGUACACAGAUUCGACCGGAGCAGCAACAGUGAGAAUAGCGAUGCCCGCGCACAUGCAGUCCUCCUUGAUAUUUCACUACAAUUUGAAAUUCUACGACAGUGACGGCGACGGAUACGACGGCAUAUCGUUGAAGCGAUUCGUGAUGCAGUCCGUGGUGGGUAACGUGGUGGCAUUCCGGGUCCACGCACCCUGUUCCGGUGCCUUUUUAUUGGACAUAUUCGCGAACGCCGUUACGCCCAAGGAGUACUUGACCGGAGAGCCGAUGAAAUUCAAGAGCGUUUGUAAGUUCAAAAUCGCCUGCGAAGAGCUCCAAACCGUGAUGGUGCCUCUGCCUGAUUGUGCGAGUGGCGAAUGGGGUCCGACAAAAGCGACAAGGCUCUUUGGUCUUGUGCCAAUCACGCAUCAGGAAGCGCUCGUAUUCGCGGGUCGAGAACUCGAAAUCCAAUUCCGGAUGUCAAGGGCGCUAACCGACUUUAUGGCCACUCUGCACAAAAACGGUAUCGAGGAAAAACGACUUUCUAAAUACGUAUCUCACUCGGUCGCUGACAACGACGUUGUAACAUUCGUCAUCAAUUUCCCCGAGGAGGGACAGUACGGUCUCGAUAUUUACACGAGGGAACUCGCCUCCUCGCCGUAUCACGAACUCGGCGGAGAAAAACACCUUCUCACUCAUUGCUGUAAAUACCUUAUCAAUUCGAGCAAGAGAAACUGAUCGCAUAGCUGGAGUGAAA
Molecule: messenger RNA, 2737 nt
Organism: Diprion similis
Lineage: Eukaryota; Metazoa; Arthropoda; Insecta; Hymenoptera; Diprionidae
Gene: Hil
Product: hillarin
Exons: 11
Coding region: 103-2718 (871 amino acids)
Source: RefSeq, a predicted model, not a curated record